UCUGCCUCCAGUCUCAUCCACAACCCGUCAUAAAAGUGGUUGGUCGAUCUCUUGCUUUGGCUCCCUCGUUGACCAGGCGCUUUGACAUAUUUCGGUGCUCGCACUGUUUCGGCUGGAUGUUAUCCUGCAGCCACCGCAAUCUCGCAUCGUCCAUUUGGUCAAUUACAUGUCCGUUAUCAGCAACGAUUUGAUUGCUCAACUUGACCUCUCCAAAUUGCUCUCGUACUUUCUCCCAAUCUUGGUAGAUACCUAUUUCUUCUCGAUCAGGAGGAGAUUCUAUCAUUCUAUCUCUCUCUUUCUCCGUCGUGGCCCAGAGCAACGGCCGGGAUGCCCUUCCCGUCCCCAGUCAAACAGAAUUUGCCCUAAACUGGACUUCGUGCUUGGUUGUGGUGGCGAGUUCACGAAUGUGUGGAGCACACCAGCCAUUCCCAGCUUGCUACGUCGCGUCAAGGUUUCGGUAACACGAAUUUGCAUCGUAAGAGGUUGCUCGCUUUGCUAUCAUGCUUUCAACUCCUGGCGGGUCCCGCGAUACCCGUUGUCAGAACCUUUGGAAACACGCAUGAUCGUCGUGAAAAUGUGGCUGCACUUGCUGCUUCCUCGGUCGCUCGAUCGAACCCUCCGACUUGGCACCUCUUUCCGGCCGUGUCGAGAAAAGAUCAACCCCGGCUUCCGUGGCAGGUAACAGUACUGCAUCCAUACGAAAAGCCAAAUAGCAACUGCCCGGUGUAUUUGUCUGUUGGGAGUUAUGUUUCAGAAGGUGCGAAAAUAUCUUCGUUGCCUCUUUGACAUCGACAGAGA
Messenger RNA from Aureobasidium subglaciale EXF-2481, 798 nucleotides. RefSeq lists its product as uncharacterized. Bases 167 to 682 code for a protein of 171 amino acids. NCBI's taxonomy places the organism in Eukaryota, Fungi, Ascomycota, Dothideomycetes, Dothideales, Saccotheciaceae. The record is from RefSeq and is a predicted model, not a curated record. The transcript is spliced from 2 exons.